ACUCCUGGAGGAGGCCUGCCGCCAGGGCCUACCUUUUGCUGCCUGGGACGGGCCCACCGUGGUGUCCUGGCUGGAGCUGUGGGUAGGCAUGCCUGCCUGGUACGUGGCCGCCUGCCGGGCCAAUGUCAAGAGCGGUGCCAUCAUGGCCAACCUGUCAGACACAGAGAUCCAGCGCGAGAUCGGCAUCAGCAACCCGCUGCACAGACUCAAGCUUCGCCUCGCCAUCCAGGAGAUGGUCUCGCUCACCUCGCCCUCGGCCCCCGCCUCCUCUCGCACUUCCACAGGAAACGUGUGGAUGACACACGAGGAGAUGGAGUCCCUUACGGCCACGACCAAGCCCAUCCUGGCAUAUGGCGACAUGAACCACGAGUGGGUGGGGAACGACUGGCUGCCCAGCCUGGGGCUGCCCCAAUACCGCAGCUACUUCAUGGAGUCGCUGGUGGAUGCCCGAAUGUUAGAUCACCUUAACAAGAAGGAGCUCCGGGGCCAACUCAAGAUGGUGGACAGCUUUCACAGGGUGAGUCUACAUUAUGGAAUUAUGUGCCUGAAACGGCUUAACUAUGACCGGAAGGACCUGGAGCGGAGGCGGGAAGAAAGUCAGACCCAGAUCCGAGACGUGAUGGUGUGGUCCAAUGAGCGGGUCAUGGGUUGGGUGUCCGGGCUGGGCCUGAAAGAAUUUGCCACGAACCUCACGGAGAGCGGGGUACACGGGGCACUGCUCGCCCUGGACGAGACCUUCGACUACUCCGACCUGGCCUUGCUCCUGCAGAUCCCCACGCAGAAUGCACAGGCCCGGCAGCUCCUGGAGAAGGAAUUCAGCAACCUUAUCUCCUUAGGCACAGACAGGCGGCUGGACGAGGACAGCGCCAAGUCUUUCAGCCGCUCCCCAUCCUGGCGGAAGAUGUUCCGGGAGAAGGACCUCCGAGGCGUAACUCCCGACUCAGCUGAGAUGUUGCCCCCCAACUUUCGUUCGGCUGCAGCAGGAGCCCUGGGCUCUCCGGGGCUCCCUCUCCGCAAGCUGCAGCCAGAAGGCCAGACUUCUGGGAGUUCCCGGGCAGACGGCGUUUCGGUCCGGACCUAUUCCUGCUAGUGCAGGCCUCCAGGUGACCUCACUCGGACGGAAGAAUCUUCCCGAGGUUGGGCUGUUCCCUCUCCUGCCCGGACUGUGGCCUCGCCGGGGAGAGCGGGCGGGGGAGCUGGCGCCUAGGACUGGACCAUCUGUACAGACCAGCGGGCGUGCGCGCGCCCGCCUCGCACAGGGCUGGGGCCUGAACCAAACCACAUGAACUGGACUGAGGGGGAAGAAGCGGGCAGGAAGAAAUCCCGCCCCAAACGUCCGCCUUCCUUUUCUCUACUUUGUAAUUUAUUGAUCAGUUUCUGUUGGGAGACGGGUGUCCUUUACCCGCGGGAAGGGGGCGGGGCUUCCCUUCCGGGCCGCAUGCGGGGAGAGGCUGCCCCUCCCCUUUUUCCUGCCCAGUUGCGGGGCCCAAGUCUUCCUUCUUCGUCCGAAAGGAGGGGAGGGGAGACUCGCUGCUACAAGCCUCGCCCCCUGUGCCACUCAGCUCCGCCCCGCCGCGUCCGGUCGCCGGUCCCCCGGGUCAUCUGCGGGCGGGGUCCCCUCUCCCUCCCCCGUGUCUCGUGUCCCCGGGGCCUCACCGCCCCCCGUGCUGUGGCCGUGUCCGUGCCCCAGGGGUAGGGGGCGCAGAAUGGCGCUCCCCCUUCCCCUCUGGCUCCGGGGUUUGCAUGGGAGAAUCCUCUUUCCACGAUGCCGCUGGGCGACGUGGCGUGGGGGCAGGGGGGCAGUGGGGGAGCCCUCGCCCCCGACUCUCGGUCGGCCUCCCCGCCCCAGGCGUCACUCAGUGAUCACGGGUAAAGAGAACUGUUUCAAAAAGCU
Piliocolobus tephrosceles (Ugandan red Colobus) is the source of this 1894-nucleotide messenger RNA. RefSeq names its product liprin-alpha-3-like. Gene Ontology annotation, biological process: synapse organization. The record is from RefSeq and is a predicted model, not a curated record. Gene Ontology annotation, cellular component: presynaptic active zone. Gene Ontology annotation, molecular function: protein binding. NCBI's taxonomy places the organism in Eukaryota, Metazoa, Chordata, Mammalia, Primates, Cercopithecidae. The transcript has 10 exons. Bases 89 to 1090 code for a protein of 333 amino acids.